This is a messenger RNA of Hyla sarda, 8506 nucleotides long. It is a transcript of the gene TAFA3, whose product is annotated as TAFA chemokine like family member 3. Lineage: Eukaryota; Metazoa; Chordata; Amphibia; Anura; Hylidae. Gene Ontology annotation, molecular function: receptor ligand activity. The record is from RefSeq and is a predicted model, not a curated record. The coding region runs from base 462 to 878 and encodes 138 amino acids. The transcript is spliced from 6 exons.
AUUUCUCUGUGGUACCACAGGCUGCAUCUCUUUCAAAUUACAGUGCAGGCGGACCAGACAACAUUUUCUGAAUUAGCAUCUCUGGGACUCCUCUUCUCACACACGCAGUCCACAUCUGAGGUACAGCAAGGUACCUGUCUGCAGUACCUAUGGACCUCAUCUACACUCCACUUUGGAUUAGAGGGAAACUCUGAUUUUCUGCAAAGCACAGAAAGCAGUUGGGAGGUGUAACCAGGAGUUCCUGCGGAGAACCCAUUUUGGUCACCUGCUUUCUUUUCUCUUACUUCCUCUUUUUGUCCCUUUUCUGUUGGAUAGCUAAAGGAUGGGGGAAAUGCAACCUUGGGCUUGAAGAAUGAGAUAAGUUUGUUGAGUUCGCUUUGAGAGGAAGAUGCACCCUUCCACAAACAUGGAAACAUAACCGGGAUCUUUGAUGGAUAUUGAUUUUAAAGAAAGAGCACAGAAUGGGUAAAAGAGAGAUACAAAGCUUCAUCAGAUGGGUAUUGGUUCUCACCCUUUGCCUUUUAACCCUAUGGGGACGUAUAGCUGCAGCAUCUACACACCACAGAGUCCAUUCAGUUCACGUGGAACCUGGCACUUGUGAAGUGAUCGCCGCUCACAGAUGCUGCAAUAAGAACAAGAUUGAGGAACGGUCACAGACGGUAAAAUGCUCCUGUUUUCCUGGACAAGUGGCGGGGACUACGAGAGCAGCUCCAUCAUGUGUAGAUGCUUCUAUAGUUAUUCAGAAAUGGUGGUGCCAUAUGCAGCCAUGUUUAGAUGGAGAAGACUGCAAAGUUCUACCAGACUUGACAGGAUGGAGUUGUAGUACUGGGAACAAAGUCAAAACAACAAAGGGGCAGUCUACAGCUGUAACAACUUGAUGCCCCCCCUGCAGUCGUCCCAGUAAGGUUACACGAUAGUGUCUGGCAAAUAUGCAGAGAUCAUCCAAGGGUGUAAACGCUGUGAGAGGCCAAAGUUUCACACUGGCAUACUUUAUACUCCCCUACAGUGCAUCUUCUUUCCAAAGUGUGGACGCCAUUGGAUAGCAAUCCCAAACUUACCUUUUAAGAGGAGUACCAUAACCAUGUAAAAAUGACCGAACAAUCAGUCUCCAUAAUCCUUAAGGGGCAGACUGCAAAGCCCGUAGUUGAUAUACUUCAAAAUGGAAACUAUAAAACAUGUUGGAAGUAACAUCUGUAUAUGAAACCAAGAGACAGUGCAAGACUGUAAAAUGCAGUGUACAAACUCCUGUUUUAUCCUCUGAUUCUGGCAUUUCAAUUUUUCCUUUUUUAUUAGUAUUGGAAAGAUCCGAUUACUUCAUUCAUCUCUUGUCUGCUUAUAAUGACUUGAAAAUAGCACUUUUUACAAUCCUGUCAAUCUAUAAUUGGAAAAUGCUGUGUCUUAUAUACCAUUUAGCGGAACCCAUAUUCUGAAGAUUAGCAAAGAGUGAUUUGUCAAGGCCAUAGAAUCCCCCAUACUUGAGUAAACCUCAUCUACAGCAUGCAGCAAUUACUCUUGUUAUAACGUAUACAAUUCGGGCCAUGAGUGUAUGUUCAAGAUGCAUAAUAACUGUACAGUAUGGAGGGUACUGUAAUAUGUCUUAAGCGUGUGCCCAAAGCAAUAUUGUCAUUUCAUUGGAAGCUUUUUUAUGUCUUUAAUUCCAAAGUGCUUAGAACAGUCUUUCAUAUAUCAAUUAGUCAUACUUCUUCUAUACUUCUAUAUUUGACAGGUUUUACUACUGAAUAAGUUUAAACAACCUCUAUAAAAUAAAAUGAAUGGCUGUUUUGCUUUGUUCUACUAUAUCAUAAGUCUGAAAUAUGAUUUAUUUAAAGUAAUUUAUCAUUAUUUUAUAUUUAUACUUUAUAUUCUUUAAUUUUUUUUGGACCAAAGUAGAUUUAUUUUUGAAAUUAUGUGGCUUAAACUGUUUCCCUAGUAGCAGUGGGAUUAUUUUUUUAUUUUUGCAGGUAUCAUUAUCCCUCUAUCUGAUGUAUGUUGAUGGGAUAUUUUGCAUUGGUCCAUGGUGUUUUGUCUUGCAGGGCAACCAACUAUUUGUUCCAGAAUCUGUAAUGAUAAACGAUGUGUCUACAACUGAUUUUAUUUUUGCUUUUAAUACACUAGUUAUAAUGUAGAGCUAUGUCUAGUGUAACCAAAGGGUUACUAAAGUAUACUAGUUAAAAUUCUAGGGCAUCUUUAACUCUGCAUCGUGCCAUUCUUUUGCCAUUCUUCUUUGGAAAAUUAUAAAUAAAUUGCUGACUGGGUACUGCCAUUCUCCCAGCCAGUAGGUUGUGUCUCACACCACACAUAUAUUGCACAGUAUGAGGCUAUGUUAACACAGUACAGCUGUAACUUUAAAUCUCAAAAAAAAGACAUGUUUUGGACUAUUUAAAGCACAAAGGAUAGGCCCAAAAUACGAUCAAGAAUACAGCUAUAUUUAUGGCCAAGUUUUAAGCUUCAAAAAGACAAAAAAGGGUUUGUCAAAUUACUAGGUCAACACUCAGUUCAAUAAAAUGGCUGUUUAUGGUUCACAAUGUGGGGAGGGUAAAGGGGCAAUGUGAGAACAUAGCCUCAGAGUGUGUAGAGAUAUGCCCUAAUAACUAACAAUAUGUUCAUUAUUCAUAUACUGACCAAGAAAUUGUAUAUUUUGGGAAAUGCAAAGGUCAAAAAUCUGUCAAUAUUUAAAAAGAAAUUCCUGCCAUUACUUGAUGUUGUGCUUCAGUUGGGGGAACAAUUGUAAGAAGUUUGUCAGUGCCCUAGUGCCAGUGUCACUAGCAAAUGGAACGCACACCAAAUAAAAUAAGAAUAUCUCAAAACAGAAGAAAAUACUUAUUGCAGCAUUCUGAUUCUGGACCCUUGUCAAGCUCAAUAGGCAGUAUGUCCAUCACUGAAAACACUAAGACCAAGAACAAUUUUUAAACAAAUUUUCAAUCUGCAAAAUACAGGGUCUAAUAGGAUCCUACACCAACAGGCAUUAUCCACUGUAAUACAGAAUUAUUAAUGUGUGUUACAUUAAGGAUCAGGGUCAUACAGGAUUCUGUCCAUGAAAAAUCCCAGAAUUUCCAUUUUUCUCAUUCAAAUCAAUCAAAGAUAAAAAGGUUCUAUAGUUUCCAGAAGAAGAUUACAAAUAAAGCAAACAAUUUAUCCAGCAAAAAACAGGCCCUCAGAAAAACACUUUUUUAAGUGUUACCCAAACUAAAACACAAUAAAUACUGUAUUUAUCAGCUUAUAACACACAUUUUUAAACUAAAAUUUAAAACUAAAAGUCUAGCUGCGUGUUAUACGCCGAUAAAGCGUCCACUUUAAAUCAUGUAACUGCAGCGGCUUUUGCAGGACCAGAGUUCUGCUUUUUUUUUUUGUGCCUUAACGGACAUUAUUUUUGACAUCGCAUAACAGGAAACAACGGGUCCUGACAGAUCCCAUUUACUAUUACGGGGUCCGUUGGGUGCCGUAGUUUUUUGAUGGGAGUAAAAAACGUUGCAUGAUGUAUUUUUUCUUCAGCUAUUCUCCCUGGGUUUCCCGACGGACUUCACACUGCUGUGUCACAACAGUAGUGUGAAAGAAGUAUAAAUUUGGUAUUAUAAUAAUUAUAUCAAAACAGAGUAAAGUUUUUAUCUAUUCAACAUGCGUCCAUACAACAUUGGAGAGUCUGGAAUAGAAAUUUACUUCACUGGGAUGUGCUGUCCAAAUACUUCAUGGAAGUACUUAUACAGCAUGGAAAAAAGGAAAGUAAAAAAUUUAAGCCCAAAAACAGUUGAAUUUUCAUUCCCCACCUAAGAAAAAAAGUAUGAAAGUUCAUCAACAAAAACCAAGCCCACACGUCUCAAAGACCAUAAUAAGUCAUGUCAUUUAUGGGUUUAAGGAUGGGUCACCAUACUGGCCACCAAUAAGAUCACUCACAAUCAGCUGUACUCUGGAGGUCCUGCUGUUGAGACAUAGACAGCCCAUUGACAGCGUUGAAGCAGACCCUCCAGAAUGUUGCUAUUUUUGCUAAUAAAAUAUUUUAGCUUGAAAAAAACUUGUCAUAUUCAGCAGGUCAGAAAAACCUCCGAAUCUUCCUACAAAUUGCUCAAGAAAAUCUAUAAUUAUAAGAAGCAAAUAAGUACAAACUGCUCUGUCCUUGCACUUGUGCCAUAAUUGCUGCUGGCGGGUCUUAUCAAAUAUAUGAAGGAUAAUUGGCGCUAGCUCUUAACUGGGCGCCAAACAAGUUGUGUCACCGGAAGAGCAUUCAGGGUUGCCAAAUUGCUUCUCUAUCUUUUAAAGGCAGCAAUUAGAGUAUGCAUGCUACACAAGAUUCCUUCUCUUCACAUGACACAUGCAGGGUAAUGCAACUGGCAAACAACAUCCUAUUACUUUCUCGUACACUUAUUCUCCAUAAGAAGUUGCUCUCCUGCGGUGGGAUAAAAUCAGUUUAAAAGCAAACAAAGAAUUCACACAUAGCCUGUUGCAGCUUAUAUACAUAGAAGCAAUGGACUGUUUUGUCUAUGAGAAGUAUUCCUCCAGUUCUUAGUUUCAGCAUACCCAAAGCUACAUUUACCAUCUUGUCAUGUUAAGAGUCAGUCAAGGUCAUUAAAUUAGAUAGAUAUGCCAGAUUAUUUUCAAUUUGUUUAUGACUGGAAUAAUUCUAUUUUUGAAAUCGACAGCAGGUUUUAUCCUCACUAAACCCAAUACACAAUAUUAUAGGGCGGGUGAACCUGAGUUCCUACAUAAAUCAGUGGUCCAGUUGCAUUUAUAACCUUUGUUGCUAGUAAGCUAAUCUGGUCUCUUGUGCAUUGGAGGCUGGAGCCAGCUUUCCAAGCUUCCCUACCUCCUUCAUUAGUGCUCUCAUAUGUCCGUCCAUUUGUUGAAAAUGCAGAAAUCUGCAUUCUCACUUCCUAAUGAUGUAAACGUCUAUGCUCAUGUGAGCCCUGUUCUCGAAUAACAGAAUGCUCACAUGGGCAUAGACUCUACUUCUUUAGGACUUAAAGGGCACUCCGCCCCUAGACAUCUUAUCCCCAGCAUUCUCAGUAGCGGCACCCUGCCGACAUCACAUCACAGAGGAAAAUCUCUGUGCGUAAUGACAGGGCGAUAGAGGGGCCGGAGCACCAUGACGUCACGGUUCUGGCCCCUCCUGACGUCCACUCCCAUAGACUUGUAUUAAGGGGGAGGGACGUGAUGGCUCAAAGGGCCGGAGCCGUGACGUCACGGUGCUCUGGCCCCUGUAUCACCCCAUUAUCACGCACAGAGAUUUUCCUUUGUGUUGUGAUGACGGCUGGGUGCCGCUACUGAGAAUGUGGGGGUCCCGCCGUUGGAUAGGGGAUAAGAUGUCUAGGGGCAGAGUACCCCUUUAAUAUUGAAGAGGAGAGAGCAGUGUAUGCACUCUGCUAUGCUAGCAGAGAGCUCAUGGGGACACAGGUUCUCAUGUCAUUAGGAUGCGAGAGUGAAGAUUUCUGCAUAUUCAACAGAUGAGUGGGCACAUAAGAGGAAGGAGGCAGGGAAGCCCGAAAAUCUGGCUCCUGCCAACAUUGCGCAAAAGACCAGUUUAGAUUACUAGCAACAGGGUCUUCUGCAGACAGAUUAUUGAUUUCUGUAAGUGAUACAUUGUUUUUCUCAGGUUCAUCUGGACUAGAAACCAUAUGUAUUGGAUUUAGUGCAGGUAAACCAGCUGUUAGUUUCCCUUUAAUAGUUUAUUCAAACAUAGAUCUUUCAUUAUUACCAAUAUGGAACAGAGCAGAAAUUAGAAAAUCAGUUGGAUAGAAAUAGAAUUUGGACUAAAAAUCAAGCUUUUUGUGAUGUAUUUCGGAUUUGUUUUGUCCCUGUUCUUUUGCAUGAUAAUUGGCCCAUGCAAAAAGGCCUUUAGUCUUGCCAUGUCAUCAAGUAACACUCUUAAAGGGAAUCUGUCAUAUUAAGUACGCAGUCAGCAAAUACAGGUGACUUUCUUGAUACCGGCCAGAUAGAACAUUAUGUUCAACAGAACUAGAGAUGAGAAAAUCUCCCGAAAUUUGUUUCAGGUCUCAUUGGGCAAAUCUGUCACAUUUGCUAUGGAUUUUGAUCCCAAUUUGAAUCUAGAAGUUCCUCCUGUUGCCCUGUGAUUGUCCACGCACAGUUUAUACAGGAGCAGAGAGUCAUUUCAAAAGCAGGAGUCCCUUCUAUAUUUACUUUUCAUGGGCAAAGGCAGUUGGGGGAUCUUCCAGAUCUAAAUCGGGAUCCAAAUCCAUAACAAAUCUGACAGAUUUACCAAAUGGGACCCAAAACUAAUUUCAGGAGACUUGCUUAUCUCUAGUCAUGUUGAAGAUGGUGUUCUAUCUGGCCAGCAUACCAUAGAGCUGUAUUUUUUGACUGAAAAAAAAAAAAAUACUAUAGAGCUGUAUUUUUGAUAGCAUGUUUAAAGUGACAGGUUCUCUUUAGGAUAAGGUAAGAAGAAGAAGAGCGGACAUAAUUUUCAGCAUAGAUAAAUUACGACCAAUCAAAAUAAGUGAUACUUGAUUACAUAAAGAAAGGAAAGGCCCUUUUACAUGGGCCAACUUUGACAAGAAAGGGCGUAAAUGGACCAAAGAACAGUUGAUAAAAGAGUAAUUGCUUGUUCGUUGGCUGGUUAUACCUUUUGUGUGGCCAAUAAAAUCCCCGUCAUCUUCCUCACAUUGCCCUGUGUAAAUAGGGGAUGACCAGCCCCAAUGAUGAAUUUAAAGGGCAACUCAAAUAAUACAGCAAUUAAUUGAGUAUUGUAAAGGCUCUGUAAAUGAGAGACAAUUAUAGAGAUCAAUGUUUGCUAUCCUGCCCCUAUCGGCUGUUCUAAAAGGGCCUUACCAUAGCAUGUCUUGUGGCCAAUAGUAUAUGUUUCAUAAUAGUAUUUGCUGCUAUAAUGGUCCAUGUAACAUAUGUUGUAAAACAGUGGUCUCCAAACUGCGGACUACUAGCUGAUGCAAAACUACGACUCCUACCAUUCCCGGACAGCCAAUGGCUCUCCGGGCAUGCCAGGAGUUGUAGUUUUGCACAAGCUGGAGGUCCAUAGUUUGAAGAUUACUGUUCUAAGCCAUUGUCUCUCUUUAGAGAAAACAUUUUACUUUCAACAUCCCAAUAAAGUUCAAUGAUAGAUUGUCUUCAUUUUAUUCCAUAAUUGUUAGUUACAUGCUGGUCAUUACUAUAUUAAACUGACAUAAUAAACUAGUUUAGAAUUGAUAUGAGGUACAUGUAGAUCGACCCACUGUCAGUAAGAUAAAGGGUCAAAGCAUCAACUAAAAUGUGUUUUGUAGACAUGGCGGUAAAUCUGUAUAUAUACUUAAUCCGGUAUUGCAGCUCAACAUUGUUUCUAGAGGUUGUAUCCCCAAUGAUCAUACAUGUACAGCCUAAUCUAAGGAAAGGAAAAUAUCUCUGUUAAGGAUUAUCUUAAAAUAUAUAUUUUAAGUCACUUUGUUGUGUUUUGAGUACUCAAGCUCCCGCCAAUUUUAUAGGAUGCGGCAUCCAGUCUGCCCUAUCAUAGACUGCAUCUCCCACUGUCGACUAUACGUUUCAGUGAGAAAUGUGUCUACUAGAUAGUGACACCAAGUUCAGAUUGACUCAGCAAUGGACUGUUAUAUAGCGGAAUAAGCAGAAUACACAAUUUACACAAUUUAUUAGUCUGUUCAUCUUUAGAAUUAUAUUUUUAAAUCAUUACUUACAUUGUAUGGAUUUAUCAAUAAAGCAGGUAGUAUCUAUUCUAACUUCUGCAUUUACUGUUUAGGAUCAUUUUCUGUGGAUAUUUUUUUGCUUUUAUCAUGAAUCUUUAAGCAUCCUAGUGAGAAAAUAGCAAUUGUAUAGUACAAUAUAGUGGCAUAAUAAUAUGAAAGGAUACAUUUGUUGUAACUUUUCCCUUGUUCUCAUAAUAGAUGGUUGCUAUCCAAAGAUUACUGUAUUCUUUUUGAGUUUGUAAGAUUCAUUUUUGUUCAGAUUUUGGAAUCCCUGAGUUGUGACACCAUUACAGAUACAGAACGGAAGUAAUAGUCCAUUGAUACUGUAUUGUAAGUGAAUGUUUUAUUCCUCUCUCCAGUUCAAGAAUAUGGAAAGAAACAUUUUAGGAAAAUCACAAAAAACUGUGUAAUGUACAGGCAAAUAUAGAAAAAAAAUCAAAAACAACAACAACAACAAAAACAUACAUUUUCAUUGCUAGAUUGCAGUAGGGCUAUGGAGGGGAAACAUUAACUGACCAUUUAAAUAUCCUGGUUCAAUGCAAGUAUUUCAUCAUAUCACCACAACUACAGUACAAGUGAAGACAACUUUGUGAAGUUUUCAACAUAUUAUACUAUCUGGAUGAUAUUUUAGGAUUAUGGUUCUAUCAUCAAUAGCGAAGAGAUGGCGGAUGUGCAACUAAAAGGCCCAUUCCAUGGAUUUCCGUGAGAGUAAAGGAUUUCCCUGCAGAUUACAGACAUGCUACUGUGUAUCAUGCUAACUUUGUUAUUGAAAUGUAUUUUGUAAAACAAUAUGUACAACCAGUUUAUGAUGCUACUCUAUGUAAAUACAAGAAGACUAAAAGUAUUAAAACAAAAUCUCUGACAAAAUA